GGGAGAGCGGGAACGAGAGAAGCUCAUCUUUAGAAAGGCGGAGCGCCAUCUCGGUCUCUCCUCGCCCUGCCCUGCCCCCGUCCCGCGCUGCACGAAGCCGAUGGGGAAAGAGACGCUCUAGGGUCGGCUUGGCUUGGGUAGCGGGAGAAGGGUGGAGCGUGAGCUCUGCUCGGACAAACUCAACCCCCGUUCAUGGUUGCACCUGUAGACGCUGCUGCAGUUACUCUAUGGCAGAGGCCGACACGGAAGGGGAGGCGCUGCGGGCAGCGAGGCGCUGUCUGAUGGGUUUCCCGGCCGAGGCAAGGGAGUUGUGUUUCACGGAUUCUGUGCCAUAUCUUGAUAGCCUUCCAUCUCCCUUGGAAUUCUAUCGGGAAUGGGUGUGUCCAAACAAACCAUGUAUAAUUCGGAAUGCAUUCAACCAUUGGCCAGCUCUGAAGAAGUGGACGUUAGCUUACCUCAGGGAAAUCAUGAGCUCCAAGUUGGUGAGUGUGGCAGUAACUCCAAAUGGUUAUGCUGAUGCAGUUUAUCAGGACUGGUUUGUUACGCCAGAAGAACGGCACAUGCCUUUCAGUGCUUUCUUGGACAUUGUGGAGAAAAAAGUAACUUCUCCAGGAGUGUUCUAUGUGCAGAAACAGUGCUCGAACCUAACUGAAGAAUUCCCUGAACUCAUGGGUGAUGUGGAGCCUGAUAUCCCUUGGAUGAGUGAGGCAGUUGGAAAGAAGCCUGAUGCUGUUAAUUUCUGGCUGGGAGAAUCUGCGGCAGUGACAUCUUUACACAAAGACCAUUAUGAAAACUUGUACUAUGUGAUCUCUGGAGCGAAACAUUUUCUGCUGCAUCCACCAAGUGACCGUCCCUUCAUCCCAUAUGAGAUGUAUCCACCAGCAACCUACCACAUAGCAGAAGAUGGGUCAUUUGAGGUUGUGCAUGAGAAAGUUGCAGAGAAGGUGCCCUGGAUUCCAGUAGAUCCUUUAAAUCCAGAUCUAGAACGAUUUCCAGAAUAUGCCCAGGCAAAGCCUUUGCGGUGCACUGUGAAAUCAGGAGAGAUGUUGUAUCUCCCUUCCCUCUGGUUCCAUCAUGUUCAGCAGUCACAUGGAUGCAUAGCAGUGAAUUAUUGGUACGAUAUGGAAUAUGAUCUUAAAUACUCUUAUUAUCAGCUGCUGGAUUCUCUCACAAAAGCUGUAGUACUGAAGUAGCACACUCUUAGGAUCUUGGAACAACUAACCUACAGAUGUGGAACUAUGACUGGAAUUCUAAUGGACACUAUGUAAAUGAACCGAAUGUGAACAAUUUAAUAUUGGCCUAUCAGAUAAAGUCAAAAGGCAGCUGUUUUGCUGUCAACAAUUGUUUUGCUGUUGUCAAAGCUUAACAUCAUGUGAAUAUUCAUGGGAAAUGUGGGCCAAAUUGCACCUUAAGUGACCUUUCAGAUCUGUAGCAAAUAGCUUUGUCUCAUCAGCUCCCAAAUCAAACUUUUGAGAUGAACAAAAUUACGUUCCUGGAUGAAGCACAUUAUCAGGAUCAAUUUCAGUCAAGCUUUAGGAUACUGUCUGGAACAGACACUACUUAGUUACUUUGCUGGAAAGUCUCUUUCUGGAGAUGGACAGGGUCUUAACUUGCUCUUAGUACCAUCUGAUCAUCUGUAUGAAUCUUCUGGGGUAGAGUAUUGCAGUAAUGUCUGCCAGCUCUGUGUUUCUUUAUCAUUAGAUCUAUGAGCAGCAGCCUUGUCUCUGAGUUUAGACCAGUAAAGGAAUGGAUGUGGGUUAAUAAACUGAAGUUGAAUCAAGAUAGGACAGAGGUUAUAAUAGUUGGUUGAUAUUGAGUAAGGGGGAGUGGGUGUCUGUUCAAGAUAUGGUCAACUCCUGCAGUCACAGGUGUUUGCAGCAGCUACCAGGAGUGCUUUUUUAGUAUUACUCAUUUAUCCAGAAUGUGUCAACAAUAACCUUUCCUGGAAAAUAAAGACUGGAUUGACUAUU
This is a messenger RNA of Rhineura floridana, 1970 nucleotides long. RefSeq names its product jumonji domain containing 7 (gene JMJD7). Lineage: Eukaryota; Metazoa; Chordata; Lepidosauria; Squamata; Rhineuridae. The transcript is spliced from 8 exons. Gene Ontology annotation, molecular function: 2-oxoglutarate-dependent dioxygenase activity. Bases 228 to 1193 code for a protein of 321 amino acids. The record is from RefSeq and is a predicted model, not a curated record.